Molecule: messenger RNA, 2053 nt
Organism: Paralichthys olivaceus (Japanese flounder)
Lineage: Eukaryota; Metazoa; Chordata; Actinopteri; Pleuronectiformes; Paralichthyidae
Product: inositol 1,4,5-trisphosphate receptor-interacting protein
Cellular component (GO): membrane
Source: RefSeq, a predicted model, not a curated record
UCACCGAGCCUGUGGCUUUGCAAGGUUACUCUCUUCCUCCUUUGUACCUCUUCACACAUUACUGGAACUUUGCAGCAUUAAGUAUUGAUGAUGCAAGACGCUCUGCUGCGAGUGGUUGUCGUGGCUCUUGGUCUCAUUCUGUGUCCGAGGGAUGACCCUGGAUUGCAGGAGGAAUGGGAUGAUAUCGUCACAGUGGGUCUGCAAAAGCACAAACAGAAGCUGUCAUGGGGAGCAGAGAACCUGGGGGAGGAAAUGGCACCUGUCAGAGAGAAAAUUGCACAAACUGAUGACAAAGGGCCUCUGAAUAAGAUGGAAAGUGUUGCAAACGAACAAAAUCCAUCUCACCUUCAUGUUUCUGACAAACAUACAAUGUCAGCUGAAGAAGAUGUGACUGUCUCCAAACCGGAAGAGGAACAUUUGACAUCAAAGUCUGAUUUAAGUCAGCCACAAAAAUCCAGAAGUGAACCGGAGAUUUCUCUGAUGACUUCACAAACUGAACACGAGCAACAGGAAAACCUGCUGUUGGACAUUAGGACUAAACAGGGAGAAGACAUUAAGACUGGUGCCUCUUUUAGAGACCCAGUCCCACCACAAGGUCAACAAGACAAGCCUGACAAGACAGAAGUGUCUCUGUCAGAGGUCCACACCCAGAUGUCUGAAAACGAAACCUCAGAGAAGGCGAUGCCUGACUGGCAGGAGGAUUACCUCUGGUACAUAUGGAAUACAUUCUCCAUUAUUUCCAUCAUUCGCUUCUUCAGGAAAUACCUGAGAAAAAACUCAAUGACACAAAAUGAAUCCAGUACUUUCUCUGCGCCGUGCAUCACUGGUGAAGUGCCACUGCCCGACAGCAACACGCUGCAGUAUUUUCACUCUGAAUAUGUUCAAGCCUCAUCCAAGAACAAGUGGAGGGAGGGAGAGUUUUUAGAGGGGUUUGCAAAUAUCAUGGUGGAGGCCAUGAGGGUGGUCUGUGAGAGGGAUGGAGGCUUGGUGAUUGAGGACUGUCAGUUGUUGGAUUCACGGGAUAUAAUUGUUCCCUUAGCUCCAUCUGAGCCGUAUGGUUUUCAGUGCCUGCUCCUGAAUCACCAGGUGAGUGACCUGCUGCCAGAGAUGCAAGUCUGUGGUCAAAUAAAACUGGUAGAGAAUAAGAAAAUCCAAAAUGACUGCCCCUGCCACUCCUCUGGUGCAGAUGAUAUGGUUUGCCUGCUGCAUUGUGAGAAUGAGAAAGUAGAGAGAAAAACUACUGAUGUUUGUGAGCACCCGCUUUGCUUGAAGAACACCCCUUUCCUGUCAAAAUCUCUGGUUACCAGAUGGUUCCAGAGCACAAUCAAACAAGCAUGGGCUCAGAUUUCACACAAGUAUGAUUUUGAACUCAGCAUUCGCUACAUUGAAGCUCCAGGUGCUCUGGUUGUUAGAUUCAGAUCAGGGAAAAAGCUCUGCUUCAGUAUGAAUCCUGUUGUUAAAUUCAACACUGAUGCUCAUUUUUACAUUACACAUUACUCCCCAAGCAAUUUGGACACAGUGUGGACACUCUCCCUGACACUCUAUGAAGACCAUCUCUUACAAUGCCUCUCCAAACAGCUGCCUGAAAACUCAUGCCACAUUCAAACUCUGGAAAUUGCACAUUUCCUUCACAAGAGACAGACUGCCUUGUCAGGAGGUUGUGCACUCAAGGAUUUUCAUUUCAAAACUGUGCUUUUUCAUAUGCUUCUGACCAAAGACCCAUCACAGUGGAAACCAAGCCAUGUGGCUUCCAGGCUACAAGACCUGUUGCACUACAUGGAGGAAAGCCUGGAGAAAAAGCUUCUGCACCAUGUCAUCAUUGGAAACCCAGCAACUCAGAAGAUUAUGCAGCUUCCUGCAGAGUUCACCCAAGUAAAGCCAGUAAAUCUCUUCUAUCCCCUUGUGGUACAAAACUGCAUCUACAGAAAUACUGUGAUGCAUUUUCAGGAAAUGCUUAGAAACACACACAUGCUGAUCAAUGAUUAUGUUGGUGUGUUUACAGGACAGUCUGAGAGAAACCCAGUUCUAAAGACUUAAGUGUACAGUUGAAAUU